This is a messenger RNA of Aspergillus tanneri, 1374 nucleotides long. RefSeq lists its product as uncharacterized. The record is from RefSeq and is a predicted model, not a curated record. The coding region runs from base 1 to 1374 and encodes 457 amino acids. NCBI's taxonomy places the organism in Eukaryota, Fungi, Ascomycota, Eurotiomycetes, Eurotiales, Aspergillaceae. Gene Ontology annotation, molecular function: flavin adenine dinucleotide binding; oxidoreductase activity, acting on CH-OH group of donors. Gene Ontology annotation, biological process: secondary metabolite biosynthetic process. The transcript is spliced from 4 exons.
AUGCACAUCUUCCCGGCGCUUUCUCUCCGCAUCUUUGCAGCGGCACAGCUCCAUCCGGAUCUUUGGAUUAUGGACAACGAGCCGCUGAUAGACUGGGGAUUCAAUACCACCCUCAACCUGGGGCAGCUCCGCGAGGAACUACAUGGUCUAUCACUGAUCCACGGCUGGGGCUCUGCAGAAAUGGGCCGACGAGGUGGACGACCCAGCUUCACCUGGGACCGCAUACUGCUGUACUACAAGCUACAAGAAGUCCACCCACUACACGCCUCCAACCUGGCUCUGUACUUCAACGUCUCCUAUACCCAAACCCCGGACGCCUUUCAUCUCCCCAGAGGCCCUCUCCAGGUGUCCUUUAGCAACGCCGUCUUCUGCCACCUGGAUUCGUCACGCUUGAUGGCUGUCGGCAUGUGCGAAAUCGACGGCUUCAACAGCGGCAAGCUGCUAGGCUGCGCGUUUGGCACCCAGACAAUCAAGCCAGAGAAUGCCGAUCGCGCAGAAGAUCCUAGUCGACGACAACAAGGUGACCAUCGGCAUACAGGUCGCCACGGCCCUCACCUUCAGCACUCACCCGGUGGAUUUUACCCUCCACGCUCGCAAGGAGGUGACCCUAUCCAUCGGGGCCUUCCUACCCCCCGGCUGUUGAUGGUGUCGGGAAUCGGCUGUUGUGACGAGCUGGCCGAGUUCGACAUCCCUUGCAUCGGCGACUUACCGGGCGUGGGCAAGAACCUGCAAGACCCCGUCAUGUUCGGCACCUCGCACCGAAUACACCUGGAGACCGCGUCCACCCCGGCCAACAACCAGACUGCUGCCGCGCUCAACAUGACAGUACCUUCAGACCGCGUGAGGACCGCUGUCCCUGGCGAGUGCAAAACUACUAUGGAUGGAAGAAUCUGCCGGAACCCUACCGCUCGCAGCUGUCCCAGCCGGCCCGGGACGCGCUGUGGGACUUCCCAGACCACUGGCCGGAGAUCAAAUGGCUGCCAUAAAUGGGUCCAGCAAAGCCACCUUCAGGGGCAUAGAUCCGAUGGAUGGCCACAACUGGGCUUCCAUCACCGUCGUUGCGCUGUUAUCUGGCGGCAUCAUCUCCCUGGCCAGUCUGACAUGAACACCCUUCUCUGGGUGGAUCCGCAGUGGCUGAUAGAUCCGACGAACCUGGAACUGGGGGCAAGUUUCAAGCGCAUCCAGUGCUAUCCCGACAGGAAUGUCUGCACCAACGAGCAAAUCCGCCAGUUCAUCGUCGACAGCCAGGCCCGGGUCUAUGGCGUAGAGAGCCUGCGCGUAGUGGGUACCAACAUCUUCCCGUUCCUGGUCCCUGGACAUCCGCAGGUGACGUUCUAUGCUCUGGCGAAGAUCGUGGAUGCAAUACUAGAAUAG